This is a messenger RNA of Drosophila takahashii, 1806 nucleotides long. RefSeq names its product endothelin-converting enzyme homolog. The record is from RefSeq and is a predicted model, not a curated record. Gene Ontology annotation, biological process: proteolysis. Gene Ontology annotation, molecular function: metalloendopeptidase activity. Lineage: Eukaryota; Metazoa; Arthropoda; Insecta; Diptera; Drosophilidae. Gene Ontology annotation, cellular component: plasma membrane.
AUGGCCACAAAUGGCGAAAAAAAGGGAAUCGCGAAUCUCAUGAAGUCCUACAUGAACUUGAGUGUAGCACCUUGUGACGAUUUCUACGAGUAUGCCUGCGGAAACUAUAAAUCCAACUCUAUGCUCCGAUAUCCGAUUUCGGAGAACAGGCCGGAUGACAUCACGAAGCACUUGGUGGGCAGGGCAAAACAAUUAUUAAACAGAAUAGAUUUGGCGGAGACUCUCAAUAUGUCCAGCGAACUAGAAGUGGCACAAAGAUUCUACAACGCCUGUUUGGCAGCUGAUCUCCAUCCGUUUCCUGCUGCUGAUCCGAAUUACCUAAAACUCAUUCGGUCGAUUGGAGGAUUUCCUGCUGUCGAUGGUGCCAACUGGAAUCCCUCUAACUUCAGUUGGUUUAACAUGAGCGCCCACUUGACCAACUACGGGGCAGAGGGUCUGGUCCACGAGGAGCUGAACAACGUUUAUCCCUUCCACCCAUACUUAGAUCAACGACCAAAGCUGGGGUUUGACACCACCAUUCAGAAAGACACCAUCGUCAGCCACUCUUCCUACCCACUCAACGAGGAGCGCAUGCGAGGAUACUUAAGAUCCUUUAAGCUAUCAGAGGACAAAAUUGCAGAGGUGAUCGACGGUGUUAUCGCAUUCUGGCAUGAGGCAAUCAAGGUGGAAGAAGAUAACACAUAUGGACACUGCGAAUCCUUCGAGGCUAACUACUUAAAGAUUGUGUGGCACAGGGAUUUAUCCACGGAGGACGAAUCUUGCAAUUCUUACUUCGUCCAAAUGGACAAGGUGUGUGCCCGGCAUCCUGAGGCGGUGGCCAAUUAUCUAUCAAUGAAGCUGCUGUACACAUUCGACGCCAAACUUAAUGGCUCCAAAACCCAAGAAGAUUAUUGCGCCACAAAGCUGCAGAACACCAUGGCGUUCCUAUUCAAUAGACUCGAUAUAGCGGAGCUCUUUAGUGAGGAAAUUAAUUUGGAAGUAUCUGAAAUGGUCGAGGAACUCGAGAACAGCAUGCGAAGGUCGCUGGAGGAAGCCGAUUGGUUGGACUCGGAGUCCCAAAAGGAGAAACUGCUGGAAGAAACGAAAAUUAAGUUUCCUUUCAACUUUACCGAGUACAACUUACUCACCGAUCGCAUAAUCCGGGAAAUUGGCCUCCUGAAAAUAGUCGACAAUACUUACGCUGCGACCAAUAUAAACCUGCAACGCCUCAGUGUCGAAAUCAAUCGAUUCAGCACCCGUCACUCUGCGGAACUUUCCAGGCACUCCAAAUCACAAAAACUUCUGUCGAAAAAGUUCCUUGGCCUAUACACGCAGUUGCUACCGCCUGUUUACCAUCACUCUUGGCCAUUCUCCCUGAAAUUUGGCGCAUUAGGUUUUCUCAUCACUGUCGAUUCCAUCGAAAGCCCCCGGUGGUUAGGAAACCGGGAAGAGGAAUUUCGUAAGCGCGUCGAUUGUUUUGAGGAUUACUACAAAAAGUACGUGAUUUCAAGUGAAUAUGAUGACGUCGACAAAAUGAUCGACUUGGGUAGAUUGCGACUGACAUUUGCUGCCUACCAGAGCCAUAUGAAGUAUAUCCUGGGGGAUUCUAAGCAAGAGAAUGUCAACGAGCGGAUGCGAGGACUAGACCUGUCGCCGAAUCAGCUAUUCUUUCUGGGAUCCGCUCAGAUGCUUUGCUUCAAUGACAAAAGCUAUGUUAAGCAGAUAGCUUUUGGAGCCCUAUCGAGCACCGAAGACUUUUUCCAGGCCUUUAACUGCCCUGUGGGAUCUGGCAUGCGUCCCACAGCCAAAACUUGUCGUCUGUGGUAG